Messenger RNA from Eimeria maxima, 504 nucleotides. RefSeq names its product mitochondrial carrier domain-containing protein, putative. The record is from RefSeq and is a predicted model, not a curated record. Gene Ontology annotation, biological process: poly(A)+ mRNA export from nucleus. Gene Ontology annotation, cellular component: nucleus. The coding region runs from base 1 to 504 and encodes 167 amino acids. NCBI's taxonomy places the organism in Eukaryota, Apicomplexa, Conoidasida, Eucoccidiorida, Eimeriidae. The transcript is spliced from 3 exons.
AUGACGCAAUCUGCCGCCUCCGAUUUUGCCAAUAUGAAGGUAGCAGACCUAAGAAAUCUGCUCGCAGAGAGGGGCCUCCCUACUACAGGAAAAAAGUCUGAGCUCAUAGAACGGCUGCAGCACGGUGCUGCUGCUGCUGCUGCUGCUGCUGCAGCAGAAGGUUUACCUGGCAGCAGCACAGUGACUCAGCUGUCUUCCCGCAGCGCAGCAAGUGCUGCUGCUUCAGCAGCAGCAGUUGAUGGAGCAGCAGUUGAUGGUACAGCAGCAGCAGCAGCACCAGCAGAUGCAGCAGUUGAUCCAGCAGCAGCAGCAGCAGCACCAGCAGCAGCUUCCCCUAAUGCAUGCCUCACUAGCAGCACGGAGUUAGCAGCAGCAACAACAUCUACGACCCCUGCAGCAGGUAUAAAGAGUGAUAAAGAUAAAUUGAUGGAGAGGGCAAAGAGGUUUGGUUUAUAUGAUCCUUUAUUAGAGGAAGAAAAAAAACAACAAAGAGCAAGGAGGUAA